CUCCUUCCUCACACGUAAAACUUGGUUCAUUCAUGGAACUCGCUGCCGCAAGGCGUGGCAAUGGCUGUUGGACCAAAUGGCUUUCAGAGGGAACUGGAUGAAUUCAUGGAGUGGGAGCAAACAGCACCAUCCUCAACAGCUAAGAGAUUGGGGGGGCACAUGGAACCUCCAUGGACAGAACCAGUCUAUGUCUGAGUACUACAUGAUGGAAGGCAAACAGCAGGGGAGGCAGCCGUUCACUUCAUGUGCCUCUUUGUGGCUUCCCAGAGACAUUUGGCUGGCCACUCACGGCAGCAGGAUGCUGGGCUUGCUGGACCCCAUUUGGUCUGAUCCAGUGGGGCUCUUCUGAUGCUCUGAGAGCUCCUGAAAGCACAGCCGUCCCUUCCGUCCCUGGGGACAUUUAAAGAUACCUUCUCAGUGUGAACCAGGAAAUGACCUAUCCAGACUUUUAGACUUUUCUCUGUGCCCUGCUAAUGUUAAUGGGUCUUUUCUCCCAUCCUCCUUUUCCACAACACUCCCUUCCGUUCCGCUCUUGCCUGGGUUUCCACUUUGCCUCCCUCAACCAUUCUGCAGCCUCUGUAUGAGGUCACCCAAGCGGGCGCCAUCAAAGCUUGGACCAAGUGAAGAGCACUACGCGGCCAGCACAGGACAAGUGGGCUGGCUCCAGAUCUGUCUCCAAAAAGCCGAAAGCCCAACCCAGGCCGACAUUAAUGGCUUCUCUGCCCUGCACAUGGCUGCUUUGUACGGCCGUCUGGACUGCAUGCAGAUGCUGAUUGAGAAGUUCAAAGUCGACGUGGACUUGGCCAGUGUGACUGGCUGGAGGCCCAUCCACCUGGUGCUCAGCAAGGAAUGCGGAGGGAUGGCGCUGGAGUGCCUGCAGUACCUGAUCAAGCAAGAAGCAGACAUCAAUGUGCAGAACCAAAGUGGGGUGUCUCCACUUCACAAGGCAGCCAGUGAGGGGCGUGAAAAGUGUCUCCGUCUGCUGAUUCAUGCCGGGGCCAAUGUACACAUCAAGGAUAAUGAGGGUCAGAAGCCCAUUGACCUGUGCAAAAUGUGGGGCCACAGGAGCUGUGCUAAGUAUAUCUCCAGUGCCAUGUGGAAAGCAGACAAGGCACACUUCGCUCGGGAGGUCAUCAGACUGAAACAAAUAAAAAUAGCCUGUGAGAUGCGGAAAAAAGAAUUUCUUAAAAGAGAGGAGAUGGAAAUAGACUUCUGUAACAACUUGGCAUUUGAACAGUGGCUAGAAAAAAAGCAUUUGCCUGCGCCUCCUCAUAAGAUCCUGCACUGUCUGGACAACAGGCGUAAGUCUGUGGUUCUCCGUAAAGCUACAGGGAAAAAGAUCAGCCCAGUCCCCUCCCUCCAAGAAGUGCUCCCAAGAGAAAUCACUGACAUUUACACACUACAGAAAGACCGACGAUGUCGGCCAUGGAACUUCAGCACCAACCUUUCCUCUGUGCCAGUCACGCACAUCUUCCGGCACAACACGGUCCGGCUGGGAGUUCACCCAGAGAAGCCUCUGGACCCUGACUUCACCUCCUUCCUGUUCCUCUUCAAGAAUGCCUUUGGCGAGACCGAGAUCCAGAUUGACAACAUGGGCAAGGUCUUGCCUGUGCCUGACCUGCCCUUUGAGGUCAUCAAGAAGAGCCUUUUUUCUGCUGCCCGGGCUACCCGCUUGGAUGUCCCAAAGGAUCUCAGACCCCUACACAUCUUCAAUUUGCAGCACAAGCGUCAGCUGGGCUUUGAGAAUAAGUGGACAGACCAGAUGGCCCUGAGCUUGAGGCAGACUGCUGACCCGGCCUUUAGAGGCACACUGGAGACCCACCUCGCCACCUACAGUGACCCCAACAUGCUGUCUCCGAGGUUGGGGUCCGAUAGGGCCAUUUGCAAAGACAGCUCAUCCUCCACCCAAAGCAACGUCAGUAGCUGUCAAGACUGACCCUUUGGGUAGUUUCUUGUCUUUUUUAAAAAGUGCCUGCCUGAGUUCUGCAGCAGAACCCAGCAGGAGUGGAUGUAACCCUAUACAGCUGGAGGGCAUUAAUCUUUUUGUGAAGGGAAGUUAUUCAGCAUUUCCCCACACUAGCUAUGAAACUAUUUAAACCAUUAAACCAGCUCAUCUAAUAGACAUUGUUGUAUAUCAUCCCUGGAUGACUAACAGUCAAGGGGGUCCAUGUGUUUGGCCAGGAUCACAAAACAUAAGACAGGAUCUUGUAUAGGAUCUGGUAUUAAUAUUUCUAGUCCUUAUGAGAAUCAUUUAUGCCAUGAGUUAUCCUGAAAUAACUCCCUUUAACUGGCCUUGAGUUCUCAUGCAUUCAGAUUAGGAAUCGACUGUGACUACCUGGAAACGGCUUGUUGGAUAACUGGUGGUUCCCAUCCCACCUGUGUGUCACUGUGUGUAAAGUGACCAGGUAAAGUCAGGAUGGUGCAUACGGUUCCCUCCACAACCCCUUUAUCCUCACAACAACUCUGUGAGGCAGGUGCAGUUAAGAAAUGGUGACUGGCUGCAAAGGUCACCCAGUAAAAGUGACUCUAACCACUAUGCCACACUGGCUCCAAGUACAAUGUGAUAUGAAGGAAGAGCACAAGCAGGUGUGGCAAACACCUCAAAAUUCAG
Messenger RNA from Rhineura floridana, 2611 nucleotides. RefSeq names its product ankyrin repeat domain 53 (gene ANKRD53). Gene Ontology annotation, biological process: mitotic metaphase chromosome alignment; regulation of mitotic cytokinesis; positive regulation of microtubule polymerization. The record is from RefSeq and is a predicted model, not a curated record. Gene Ontology annotation, molecular function: protein binding. NCBI's taxonomy places the organism in Eukaryota, Metazoa, Chordata, Lepidosauria, Squamata, Rhineuridae. Gene Ontology annotation, cellular component: spindle pole. The coding region runs from base 581 to 1936 and encodes 451 amino acids. The transcript is spliced from 6 exons.